AUGAUUUUUUUCAACGUUUUGUUUAUUGAGUUUGGCCGCGGCAAAAGCAUACCACUGACGCCCGACAACUCUAAUGUGGAGCUCUCCAAAGAACUAUCGAACGCAGGUCGUGUAAUCGUGGAAAAAUCAAUCAGAAAAUUACAGCGAGGAGAGUCCUACGACCAUUGUCAAUCGUUUGACGACAAAAAGUUUGUUAUCGACAAAAACGGCCGCAUAUGCGAGCGCAAAAAGAAAGGCCGUCUGUACAGUUUGGGCGGUAACGACCCACCGCGAAAGUGUCACCGAGGCCGACUGGAUCGGUUGAAAACUGUUGGUACCUUCGACAUCACAAACGAAAUCUCGCGGCUUAGCCAGAAAACGGUGAACCUGAACGAGCGCAUAAUUGGUAACCAAUUCUUUGUCCAAACUGGUGACAAUGUGGCCGCCACUUCCAUCGGUAGUGCAGCGGAUGGUAUCGGCGCCGGAAUAGUACCUUUCAUAGCGACCACUGCAUUUGGACCCGUUGUGAAUACCGGUGUCGGCAUACCCGAAAACAAACAGCAACUGUUCAACGUUAGACCUAGCAACGGUCCAAUGCUGUUGAAACAGAGCACUGAAAUCAUGCACCUGUCGCCCCAUCAUCAUCUACCACCCCAUCAUCCGCUGGUGCUGCAGCAGAUGCAUCAGCUGAAAGCCACCAAAAGUCGCAGCCUAAGUACGGGUUCCUACAUAACUAAAGAAUCGAGUGUUUAUUCUAGCGUAGAGAAGAUUAUCAAAUCUAAUAGUAAUUCCGACCUGAACGAAAACGCGCAAAAGACGAUCGACACUAUUCCGAAAAACCGUUCCCUAGAAGAUAGUAGAACAAUGAAGCUCAACCAGUCGCAUUCACCAAUGCAUAUGCGCAAACCGAUACUGCGUAAAUCCAAAAAGAUCGUCCGCACCGACUCAGAGUUUCUGAAAGGGAACAUCUACGAGAAGGAAUCUAGUUUAUCGAGUUCACAGUACACCCCUACUCACGACAAACGGCGGGAAUUCGCGGAGCACCGUAGCAGUAACCCGUCGUCGGAAACGCACAAAUCGACCGAUGAAAGUUCAAAAAACAUUUCUACGGACGAAAUCGAUACCGUUUUUUCCGACACUAUGGAAUUGGAACAGAUGGAAGCAGAUUACAAGAUGCACUUGAAGAAUAACCUCCAACGAGAGUACAAAAGCGAUAGCGAUACCUUGGACGAAGUUGGGAAGCGACACACAGACUACAGUACGUGGAAAAACCAAAGCUACGAAAACACCUUCGAUAUCCGCGAAGAGAAAGAGCAGGAAUUGAAAGAGAGUGGAAGUUCCUGCAAGGAUACCCUAAAGACUGAUGAAGUAAAAGCCGAAGCAGAACGAUCGAAAAGUUUAGAAGUUCCUGGUUCACAGAAAACGAUUAAUGGAGAACAGACAGCGGGACGAACGAUAGCACGGCCAACGGAGCUAGAGCUUGGAACAUCCUCAGACGGUGGUAAGCCAACCUCUACAGACGGUCCAUUUGGCCACCUGUUCGAGAAGAACUUGGGUCGUUUCAAAAAAAUGAAUAAACUUUUGAAGUGCAAACGGUUCAGCACUUCAGCGCUCUACGAUAAAAAAAGCAAACCCAAUUUCAAAGAGACGAUGUUUUUUGAGGAUAAGUCAUCCCCGCUGAAAACGAACACAGAAGCCACUAGAUCUCCAGUCAAGUCUUGUCAUUCCCAGUCGAAAGCUUCGAUUAGUUCGUCUAAAUCUUCCCUGUUCGGCACGAAGAAAAGCAAUGUUUUCAACCUGAAAGGCAAAAAAUUCCUGUUCUCCAACAGCAGCAGCACCGCGAACGACGGCAACUCGAAGAUAUCCCCGAAUAAAUCGAAAUCGAGCAAUGAAAUUAGCUAUUGCCGCACGAAGUCUGUGAAGUGUACGAAAAAAUCCGUCAAAACAAACAGCACCGCUUGUUUGAACCUGGAAACAACCUCCACGUCACCGCUGUCCGAAGCGUUUUACAACCCAACCGGCAGUGUUCGGCUAAGUGCCAUGGAAUUGUAUGAAAAGUUUUGCUCUCGAGAGUUUAGUGGACUGUACAAGCACGAAACCCUGCGACCAGAUUACGGGACAGACGAAGAUCCGGACCAUUAUGAUCCUAGUCGAAAUCUGGGAGCGAUACGCAAGUACAAACGAAAGAACUUCAAGCUGCUGCGACAGAAAAGCGAGCCGAAGUUUUCUUUUCGAAGCGAUACGUUGUACGAGAACGAAGAUAGUUAUGACGACUCGUGCUAUCCGGACGAGGAACCGAAAAAUGUGUAUGAGGUAGAAGACUAUAACCAAUUUCUGUAUGAUGAGCAGUAUUACGAGGAGGAUAUCGAAAAUUUAAGCAUUGAGAACAUCUAUUAUCGAGGCAAUCUGAUACGAGAGGAUGGCACAGUGGUGGAGGAUUAUGAAUACGAAGAGGAUGAAUAUGAGGGGGAAGAGGAGGAAGAAGAAGAAGAAGAAGAGGAGGAGGUGGAGGAAGAGAAUGAUGGAUUCGAAGAACAAGAUGAGGACGAACGAGAGCAAUGUGAGCAAGCAGUGGAGUUGGACGAUGGCAAUCUGGAACCACCGAUCAUUGAUGCGGUAACCGCAAUAGAUUCCGAUUGUGAUGAAAUAUAUCUAAUGCCACGAAAUGAAUCGAAUAAGUUAAUCAUUCGUGACUUCCUCUUCCACCAUACUAAUAAUGAGUUUGACACGGCUGAAGAUCAUUAUGAAGCCGGGCCAAUGAAGUUAGAACAACAUAACACCAGUAAUCAGGACGAGGAAACCCUGACGAUCUAUAAAAUCUGUUCCAAAGAGAGUAUUUUGGACUCAAAAGCUGACCUAGACAAUAUUGCACCCAGCUCAUCACUAGAUCCGUACUUUCUCAAGUCGGACUGCUUGACAGCACUAGAACGGACCGUUUCACUGGAGCUUCUUAGUAAUUCCAGCGGGACGCUCAACAAAUCCACGUUAACAGAUUACGCAUUUGAUACAGUUAAAAAUGUUAAUCUAGAUAGCUGUAGCACUUCGAGACUAAGUCUAUCGUUGAAGAGUGAAAUCUUCGAGGAAACUCUAGCCAAUGCCACCCACAGUGGAUCGGGAAAAAUAAAACAAAUUAAAAAUUGGAACAUUGAAGACUUUACCCUAACUCCCGACGGGUCAGUUUCAGAUGAGACCAUAGAUGAAAUGCUGAAAUCUCAUCUGAUCGAAGAAGUUGAUACGGAAAUGCUUCCUCAAGAAGCACCCCCGAGUUCGAAGCCAGAUUCGCAAGAUCACGCAAAUGUGCCAACCAGCGAAUACACGAUCAUAGAUCUGGAUGAGGAACCAUAUCGACUUGACCCGACAAUAUCCGAUUUCACAAACGAGAUAACAAAGGAAUUUGAUUUAUUAUUUUCGCGAGCAGAAACCGAAUCACAUGCCCCUAGCUACUCUGGCAGUCCAAAGAACGAUAACGACGAGGAUGAUCCGAACGUUGUUCAAGCCUGUCUCGAACUGUUGGAUCCGAAACCGGCGGUGGUAAUAGACCUCCCCACUCGCUACUCCAUGCAAAAGUUAGAGCCCAUCAACCUAGAUGCUGAUGAGAUUAGCAUUACAAGACACGUUAAGGACCAACCUAAAACAGAACACGAGAGUGCCAAAGCAGUAGCUGUAGAUAAAAAAUGUACAGUAGAUAAGCAUAACGUUUCGGACGACGGUCGGACCGGUGGCUCGGCGACAGCAGCCGUGGGUGAUGUUCGUUUGCGAAAAGCUCGUAGUCAAUCCUUGGGUAACCUUAAGAACAAAGCCAAAUGUUUUCCAUUAUAGAAGAUAAGAAACGCUGUAAUUAGACAACUAGCGAUAUAGCGUACGUGGACAAUUUUUGUACAUUUUUUACUGCGGAUCAUCAUUAUUUCGUUCAUCGUUAGUAUAAGUGUCAGGACUGAAUGGCGGAUACAGUUCAAAACUGUGCAAAUCUAACCCAUCAUAAACAGCACCUACAGCUAGCGAAUCGAAAUUUCAUAAAUUCCUCUACAUGCUAACAGCUCCAUCUAGGUAGUAGUACCCAAUUGUAAAAAGCCUCAUCUCUCAUUUGAGUGAUAGUGUAAACAGGUGCAAAUGAAGUAUCGUAGCGUUCAUGAAAUUAUAAAUGAAACAAAAAACAACAACAUGUAAAUUAAAACCAGAAAAAGAUAAUAUGUUCUAAAACUCAAUAGCUAAACUAAAUUGUAAAGAAUGUGUAAAACACUUCUUUCUGAAAUCCUACAUUUAAGCAAACCCUAUUCAGUACAUCAUGGACACGCCUACACCGACACGUACACACCAUCACUUACACUUUAUAUAUACACUCUCACAACAUAUAGGAAAAGUAACAUAAAUUUAUACACAUAUUCCAUUUGUUGUUUAUUGAUUACUAUAUAUUUUUUAAAGUUUAUCACGUAUUCAAACCCGAUAUGAGAGGAAACAUUAUACAAAAAAAAACACGCAAAGGAAAAGUAAUGGGAAUUUCUCCGUAACAAGGUAAACUACUGAUUUGAUAUUACCUUUAGACAUGUGGUAGUUGAAACAAAAAAAAAUAUUAAAACAAAAGUGUGAUACAAUGAGAAAACAAUGGUUAAUUGUUGUAAUGAAAAUUCGGUCAUGAAAAGACGAUAGCUAUUAAUUUGUUGAAUGUAAUAUAUAUAAAACAAAACCUAGUAAAGCAUCAUAACUCGGUGUUGUUUGCUCAAAUCCAAUUUUAAACGGUAUAGUCAUACAGACAUUAAUUAGAUUAUAAAAAAAAAACACGUGAAAAAAUAAAGUUAACUUUUUACCAUCUUAAGAAGAAACCUAUAUUUUUAUAAUCUAAUAAAUAGCUUUCAACCGUUUCCACGAAGCGGUACUCUUGCAACCAAGCUUGUAGUUUUCUGCAGUAAUGACUACAAUUUUAUACGAUAAACAUUUUAAACAAUUAUUGAACUAGUCUCCUUCAAUAUGGCCUUAUAUUAAAAAUCUGGACUGUAUCAAGCAACUUCAUUUUUCAUAUCCAAGAAAAUUAAUCGUUACUACUUCAUAAGAAAUCGACCAAAGCUUGUUUUAGAAUUAGUAACUACUGUUGCUAUUAGCAAUACAACUUACACGCGUACAUUAAUAUAAUAAAAUAGGCUAUUGAUACCGAAAAAUCCAAAACCAAUGUUUGCUCUUUUUCGGCUAAAUAACUGCUGUUUUAAAACAUUGAAUUUUACAUCCUUUCUAGCCAAAAUGAGCAAACGACGCCGAGUUUUCAAUCCACCAUUAUUGUUGUCACGAUUGUCACUGAAACUUUUAUAGCUGCGGAGAACAUGUAAAGUCCAUGUUUGUAUUUGUAAAAUCAGAAAAAAAAAACAGUGGGUAGGAUACAGUAGAGGUUAAAAUUCCGUUUGUUUGAAUCAAAAAUAUCCAUUGGUGUUAUGAUUUAAUGUUGAAACUGUGUCAAGGUGAUUAAAAUACAAAACAUAUACUAUUGUUGUUAAAUGUUUUAUAUUGUUUGUACCAUAGGCAUGAGUGAAGUACCUUAAUGUUUUCCUAAGUAUGCCAGGAAUUAUUGGAAAUACUGCGUUUAUUGGAUUAUGAAAAGGCUUGUUUUCAGAAACAGUUGUUUGCCCAAGUUCCACUAUAGUCAAAGUUGUUAAUGUUUACCACAAAUUCGAACUAUAUAUGACGAAAUGAAUAGAGAACAAAAUCCCAUUGUUAAACUUCACACUAGGAUGCUUAAUUUUUUUUUCCGUGGAUCCCAUAACCACCCCAGCAUCAAUUCUAUAGAACAAAUGUAAUCAAGCAAGCAAAUAUGUAACAAUAAAAAGCAAAUCUCACGCGAUAUAUACUAUAAGAAAUGAAACAAAACAUAACCGCUGAUGAGAUUUCGUUCCGGACGACUGUUUGACUGAAAUUUUCAAAGAUGAUCUCCGGACUUUUUUUCAAUAGGAAGAAAUAUAUUUUUAAUUGGUGGACAAACAGUAAAGUGGAGAAAACUUGACAAGAAAAAUUCCUUUUGUUACAUUUAUAAUUAGGUGAAAAAAAUAAAAAAAUAUUUUUAUAGCAAAUAAAAAUCAUAUAAAAUA
Wyeomyia smithii (pitcher-plant mosquito) is the source of this 6050-nucleotide messenger RNA. RefSeq lists its product as uncharacterized. The coding region runs from base 1 to 3798 and encodes 1265 amino acids. The transcript has 2 exons. The record is from RefSeq and is a predicted model, not a curated record. Lineage: Eukaryota; Metazoa; Arthropoda; Insecta; Diptera; Culicidae.